This is a messenger RNA of Penicillium malachiteum, 885 nucleotides long. RefSeq lists its product as uncharacterized. The coding region runs from base 1 to 885 and encodes 294 amino acids. Lineage: Eukaryota; Fungi; Ascomycota; Eurotiomycetes; Eurotiales; Aspergillaceae. Gene Ontology annotation, molecular function: L-2-aminoadipate:2-oxoglutarate transaminase activity; aromatic-amino-acid:2-oxoglutarate transaminase activity; pyridoxal phosphate binding. Gene Ontology annotation, biological process: aromatic amino acid catabolic process; L-tyrosine biosynthetic process. The transcript is spliced from 5 exons. The record is from RefSeq and is a predicted model, not a curated record.
AUGGCUAAAUAUGAUUUCGAGCCGGGCUUGAGUGAAUAUAGCUUAGACGUAGCCUUGAGCUAUGGCCAGGGAGCCGGUGCUGUUCAAAUGUUACGAUUUGUGACUGAACAUACCAAGCUUCUUCAUAAUCCACCUUAUAGAGACUGGGGGUGCUAUAUGACAGUUGGAAAUACUUCAGCUUUGGAUUCGACAUUACGCAUGUUCUGUGAAAAAGGUGAUUGCAUCAUUGUUGAUGCGUAUACAUUCUCUACUGCCCUGGAGACCGUAUCGCCUCUCGGUAUUCAGACCGUACCAGUCCAAAUGGACAAGGAAGGUUUGAUUCCCGAAGCUCUCGAUCGCAAACUCUCAAAUUGGGAUGAGAGCAACGUCGGAUCGCGGAAGCCCUUCUUGCUCUACAUGAUCCCCACCGGUUAUAAUCCCACUGGAGCCACGCAGUCUCUUGAGCGGCGCGAGGCUAUUUAUACCGUUGCUCAAAAACACGCGCUUUACAUUGUGCACACUCGGGGGCUAGUACCAUCCUAUCUGAGCCUCGAUACCGAUGGCCGAGUUCUCCGUAUGGAUUCUCUAUCCAAAAUUCUGGCUCCUGGCUCACACACUGGUUGGGUCACGGCUUCUCAACAGGUGAUCGAGAAGUUCAUCCGCCAAAACGAGACAUCUUCACAGCAUCCAAGUGGGUACUCCCAGGCUAUCAUUUUCAAUCUUCUCAACCAGCACUGGGGUUAUUUGGGGUUCUUUAAGUGGUUGGACAAGGUCCGAUUGGAAUAUACGUGGAGACGAGACACCUUUGUCCAGGCAUGCCUUGAGUUCUUGCCCGCAAAGAUUGCAAAGAUCGAACCAUCCGAAGCGGGAAUGUUUAAGCUGCUUGCAGAUUUGGAAAAGCUUUGA